UUGAUCUCCACUCCCCGCACAUCACAAAAACAGUCGAUAGUGAACAUAAGAGGGGAUUUAACUCGGACAAAUAGUAUCCGUUGAUUGCUGGGGAUGGUAGUUGUUUGUCCGUGUGGACUGCUGGUUUUCUUCAAUAACGACGUUUAAAUGGAACAGUGGGAACGUAGGGAACCUGUAAUGUCGGCACUGUUGGGCUUGUUUUCCCUGCGUGAGUUCGCUUCCUGUUAGCCUUCAACUAGCUGUAAAAUUAAUUAUAUUAUGUUCACGAACCAACUGCGUUGCGAGUGCAACUUAUCGAUUGUCAGUUCAGCUGUGGUUAAAUAGCGAUUUUUUUUCUAAUAAUUUUGUCUGAGCUAUGAGGAGAAGUGGUUUUAUUUAACUUUGCUAACUCGACAGCUAGCAUUUUGCUUCUGUUAGCAUUAACUUGGCUAGCUCAGAGCUAGCUCCGUUUACUUAUGUGUAGUUUGUUUAAAAUACGUACAUAUGUGUGAUAUUGGGAGUUAAAUUAUGUGCAGUUAAUGUUUAUAGGAGUACUUUAUCGGGCCGUGGUAUAGCUUUCGAAACGACAAUGGGGAUGUUUUACUCUUGUUCGUCCACCGAUAGUUUUAUUUAAGAUACUCUAUUUGUUUUUGUUAACGAGCUGAUUUCUUUGAUAUAAAAGUACACGGAGGCUGAACUUGGAACCUUUUCCACAUCUCUCAUAUACAGAAGCGCUUUAAAAUGGCUCAUAAAUACUCUCAGUAGCUGUUCUGUAUUAUCUGGGCGGGUGGAGACGCUGUUGAGGGAGGUUCUGCCCGAACCUGAGCGUCCAUCGACCGCCGCCCUUCCAGCCAUGGACACCCCGAGGACUCGAUCGAGGUCUCGGUCUGGUUUCUAUCACUUCAGCCUGAACGGUCCGGCGGGGACUAACGGCAGUGGUAACGCAGUCGGUAACGGGAACGUGAUGAACGCCAGCGGUGGAGGCGGAGUGAGCUACCCGACGCAGAGCAAUCCCGGGUGGGCGCCACACCACGGCGGCCGGAGCUACUCUGAGAGCCUGCAGCAGCAGCAGCCACAGCCGACGCAGGGGAGCUACCUGAUCGCAGGGGCGCAGCGCCACUCUGCGCACGGAGCUCACAGACACCCCGCGGCCGGAGCUGUGCCACACUUUAACCUUGAUAAUGUUUGCAGUGAGGAUCUGGACAAAAUGGAAGACAGCCCAAGCCCAAAAAGGCAGUGUCUUUCACAGCAGUCAGUGUUGGAACUUGGUUCUGCCCCUCCCUCCACUCCUUCCUCUCCUAUUCGGCCCUGGGAACUGCCUCCCAGUCGCAGACCCCACCCCCACUACAUGCCAGAGAGAUGUCACACACCUGUUCGCAAUCGUCGAAGUCCUCCAUUGAGGCGCCAGCGUGGCUGGAGAGACCGUUUAACUCGUCACCACCACUACAACAGCAACCAUCAUCCCAGCAGCCAUCACCACCACCUACACUCCCACCACGGCCCAUCACCAGGCCAUCAGGAUGAAAACUACCGUCACCAAGCCCCACCUCAGGCCUACACAGCAUACAGCCAGCAACCUCCCCGAGGACCAGGCCCUGAAGAGCGUGCAGGCCACCAUCCACCAAAUCCAUCCCCCAGGCUCCUACAUCAGUCACCAAACCUUUCUCCUCGGUUGUUGCAUCCUGCCGGCCACUCACAGCACCCCCAUCCAUCCCAGCAACAGAGCAGUGUGGUGCUUGACCUCCACGAGCAGGGUUCGGCUCCUGUGUCAUAUCCUGUAUCCCCUCCGGGAUGCCCACCUGGCUUGCCACCUCGCUCUGCCCCUCAGCAGAUCCCUACCUGCUCAGUGGUUUUCAGUGGACAGCACUAUCCCGUCUGCAGCGUCCCUCCUGUUUUGCAGACCUGUUCUGUACAGCACUUACCUAUGACUUACCCAUUCCCUUCAUUGCUGUCCAGCGACCCGUCCUUCUUGCUUCCUCCUCCACAUAUUCCUCACCCACCCACCCACAUUUCCCACCACACACCUCAUCUGCCCCAGCCUGGACAGUUUGGACCAUACUCAACACAGCAGGCUCGGUCGCCGCUGCAGAGGAUAGAGAAUGAUGUGGAGCUGCUUGGAGAGCACCUGUCUUUGGGUGCAGGACUCCAUUACAGCCCUGCUACACACCCUGCCCUCACCCCUCAUUCCACUCAGCUGCACUUCCUUUCCCAUGACCCCCUGCCACAGGAGUUUUUUGGGGUGUCUUAUCCCAACUUCAUUCCUCGGCGUAUACCUGGGCGACGGUACCGCUCACAGCAGCCACUGCCACCUUCGCCUUACCACCCUAGUCUUCUGCCUUACUUCCUGUCAAUGCUGCCAGUCCAGCCAACAGGUCCUACAAUCAGUCUAGAACUGGAUGUAGAUGAUGGAGAAGUUGAAAAUUAUGAGGCCCUCCUAAAUCUUGCAGAGCGCCUGGGGGAAGCCAAGCUACGUGGACUGACCAAGGGAGACAUUGAACAACUUCCUUCUUAUCGGUUCAACCCGAAUAACCAUCAGUCUGAACAAACACUGUGUGUGGUGUGUAUGAGUGACUUUGAGUCCCGGCAGCUGCUGCGAGUCCUUCCCUGCAGCCAUGAGUUCCAUGGGAAGUGUGUAGACAAAUGGCUCAGAGCUAACAGGACCUGCCCCAUUUGUCGGGCUGAUGCCUCAGAGGUCCAUCGAGACUCGGAGUGACCAUUUAGGGGACACCAGUCACAUUCAGCACUGCCUGAUCCCAAUUGAAUGAAGCACAUAAUGUGUACUCACUCACUCACUCAUUCACUCACUAUUCCCUAAACUGUUCAUGCAGUACCUUCAGCUCUCUUUUGUCAUUUUUGUUUGUUCUGUCUGAAUUUGGUAACUCCAGUCACCCCCCCCCCCCAUGUUUGAUCUAAUUUUUGUGGGACACUGUCUCUUGUCCUGUUUUCCACAGACAUAAGUUUUGGUAGUUGAUAGCCUGCCUGACCCAUUCUGCAUAGGUGGUUGUGUGUGUACAUGUGCACGCACUGCAAGUUUUUGUUCAUUUCAAGCCAGUGGUACAUCUUUGAGGUUUAUUAAAGCCUGCAUGAUUUUCUGUUAUGACAUAGACAAGAUUGACACCUGAGGUCCCCCCAAGAUGACUGACUUACUGUUUGUACAGUGAUGCACUGUCUGUCUAUAAGCACACAGUGUGUAUGUGCAUUAGAUUCUUUAAAAUAGUUUUCUCUAGGUUGAUACUCUAUUAUGUGUGUUCAUCUUAUUUUGCUGGUUAUUAUUUGAACAUUGUGAUUUCUUGUCAGGUACCUCAUCAUUCCAAUUGCAAAAAUUUGACAGCACUACUUUGAUACUAAGCACAUUAUUUUAUACCCCAAUCAAAACAGGUUUGUGUUCAAAUUUGCUGUGACACGUUACAUAUCUCUAUAUAUAUAUAAUGUGUAACUUUAUGAAAUCUGCAUACCAAAUACAAGGCUUGAUUAUGAACAUUUUGAAAUGAACCAUUGUGUACAUUUUUGUACACCCACAACAAAUGGACAAUUGGACUGACAGUUGUCAUUUGUUAAAAUUUGAAGUGGUGUUACUAAAUGUCACAUUGCAGGCUUUCUUCAUGAGUUAUAUUUUUGAAUUUUGUUUUCUCUCCAAUUGUUGAGGUGAGUUUCCUCAGGCAGCCACUAGGCUGCAUCACUGCGCUUCCUGACCAUCAUCAUCACUCCAGAGGUGUUCAAGUUACAUCACUUGUGUUCUAAUGUUUUAUGUUUUACUAAUAUAUACAUAUAUGUAUGUAAUAAGCACCUUUUUCAUUGUAGAAUGUUACCAGCAUUCAUUAAACAGAACAUGAACAGAACCACCUUGUCA
Messenger RNA from Thalassophryne amazonica, 3829 nucleotides. RefSeq names its product E3 ubiquitin-protein ligase RNF38-like. NCBI's taxonomy places the organism in Eukaryota, Metazoa, Chordata, Actinopteri, Batrachoidiformes, Batrachoididae. The record is from RefSeq and is a predicted model, not a curated record.